Molecule: messenger RNA, 1278 nt
Organism: Plasmodium yoelii
Lineage: Eukaryota; Apicomplexa; Aconoidasida; Haemosporida; Plasmodiidae
Product: porphobilinogen deaminase, putative
Exons: 1
Coding region: 1-1278 (425 amino acids)
Biological process (GO): heme biosynthetic process
Cellular component (GO): cytoplasm
Molecular function (GO): hydroxymethylbilane synthase activity
Source: RefSeq, a predicted model, not a curated record
AUGCAUAUAUUAACUUUCAUUAUAUUAAAUAUAUAUAUAACUAUUUGCGUGUGCAUACAUGCUCGUAUAAAAACGGAAAAUUUUAUUAACAUUAACAAGUCAGAAUUUGGCAAACAAAAAAAUAAGCUAGCUAUAAAAAAAAACUUUUACACACACAAAAAUUUCAAAAAAAAGGGGAAAAAAAAAAAAAUAUUCCUUGUUCAGGCAACUAAAGAAAUAAUUAUAGGUACUCGUAAUUCUCCAUUAGCAAUAAAACAAUCUGAAAAAGUUAAAAAAAAACUUUUAACAUAUUUUAAAAAGAUCAAUGAAAAUAUAAAUGUUAUUUUAAAACCAAUAAAAACAACAGGUGAUAAAAUUUUAGAUAAAACAGUGGGCUCAUUUGGGGGGAAAGGGAUAUUUACAAAAGAAUUAGAUGAAGAAUUAAUUAAAAAUAAUGUAGAUAUAUGUGUCCACUCAUUAAAAGAUAUACCUACUGUUUUACCAGACAAUAUUCAUUUAUCCUGUUUUUUAAAAAGAGACACAAUAAAUGAUGCUUUCUUAUCAAUCAAAUACAAAAAUUUGCGUGAUAUAAAUUUAUCUAGCCAUGUAAUAGACAAAGAAAUUGAUUUACCACGCACAAUUGCAACAUCAUCAUUGAGGAGAACAAGCCAAAUUAGAUACAAAUAUAAAAAUUUGAAAUUAAAAUUCAUAAGAGGAAACAUUAAUACAAGAAUAGCGAAAUUAUUUAAUAAUAGUUUUGAUUCAAUAAUAAUUGCAUUUUGUGGUUUAGAAAGAUUAGUAUCAAAAAAAAUUCUUAGACAAAUUAUGAAAAAUAAUAUAAAAGAUAAAUCAUAUAUAAUUAAUUAUAAAAACAUAUCUAUCGAUUUAAGACAUUUAAAUAUACAAAAAUUAAAUACAAAUAUUAUGUGUCCAGCAUUAUGUCAAGGUAUAAUUGGUGUUACAUCAAAUAAAAAUAAUCCUGAAAUUUCUCAAAUUUUAAAAAACAUAAAUAAUGAAAAAUCACAAAUUAUGGCAAAUAUUGAAAGAGCAUUUUUACAAAAAAUCGAUGGAAGUUGUACAAUGCCAAUAGGUGGAUAUACAAAAUUUUCAAAAAAUAAAAUUUUUUUUAAUGCAAUAAUUAACGACAUUAAUGGUCUUGAAAAUUAUAAAAUAAAAGUUGUUAGACAUCUAAAUGAUUUGGAUGGAAUUGCAGAUGAAGCAGCAGAAAAAAUAAAAGAAAAAAUUGGUAUUGAUCAGUUUAAUAAAAUAAAAGCCGAUGCAGCUUUAUAUUACAAAUAG